Harmonia axyridis is the source of this 633-nucleotide messenger RNA. RefSeq lists its product as uncharacterized. The record is from RefSeq and is a predicted model, not a curated record. The transcript has 3 exons. Bases 86 to 532 code for a protein of 148 amino acids. Lineage: Eukaryota; Metazoa; Arthropoda; Insecta; Coleoptera; Coccinellidae.
AAGUCUGUCAAAAAUAUUACAUAACAUUUCCAUUCAUACUUCUCAAAAUUAUCAUUGAAAUGGCUUAAAAAAAAUCAUGUAAAAAAUGUAUGGGUUUCAUGUAGGUCCAUCAGAUGCUGCGAAAGAAAGAGAGAAUGAUAUUUCACAGGAAAGGCCUUUGUCAUCAAGAGAUUCAAAAUUUUUUGGGCUUUCGAUAGCAAUAAAGAAAUCACUCAAUGCAUCUUUACUGGGCUGGAGAAAUCGUACAAGUCCAGAGGCAGAUGAUAUCGAAAAUAAAUACCCAAUAUUACUUCUAUUUCCUGAUCUUCGGAAAAACCCAGUAGAUAUGCGCGCCAUCAUAGAGGGAAAUUUAUCUCCAGAAGAAAUUACAAGAAAAUUGGUUGGAAAGAAAGCCGAUUUCACGCAUUUGAAAAAAUCCAGGCGACAAAAUCUUUUUCAGGACUACACUUAUGAAGAUCAUUUACCAACAAUUUUCGAAGAACAUGUUUUUUUUGUCAGUGAACAUAAACACCGAGGAAACUUGAAACUAUGAAACCACAAAAAAUAGAUCACAAAUAUAAUUGAUAAAUAAAAUGUACACAGUACUCCAAUUUCUCAAUUAUAACAUAAAUAUCUUCUUUUUAUAAUUAUUUA